Molecule: messenger RNA, 1877 nt
Organism: Phlebotomus argentipes
Lineage: Eukaryota; Metazoa; Arthropoda; Insecta; Diptera; Psychodidae
Product: poly(A) RNA polymerase, mitochondrial-like
Exons: 2
Coding region: 71-1828 (585 amino acids)
Biological process (GO): mitochondrial mRNA polyadenylation
Molecular function (GO): nucleic acid binding; poly(A) RNA polymerase activity
Source: RefSeq, a predicted model, not a curated record
AGCAUAUGGUAUUUGAGGUUAUGUUUGUAGGUCGAAAGGGGAGCAAAACCGUGACUAGAGUUAAAUAAUAAUGCAAAAACUCACGGGAUUGUUCGUGAAUUUACAUGGAUUGUCUUGUAAUCUCUCCACGUUGCCCCGAAGAUUAAGUGUAGUGUGCAAAACCAGCGAUUUUGUCCAGAAAAACAGAGAAUGUCAUAGCGAACGAGUUCCAGGUAGUCCCCAGAAGGUUGAAGACAUCAUUGAGAAGCGUCGUAAUGAGGCCAAACGGAGCAUUGUUGUGCAGGUGUAUUCAGAGAACUCCUUCCCGGAACUCCACUCCUAUUGCUCCCAGUUCGGCCAGAUCCAGGGUGGCCAUCACUAUGGCAUAACCGCUUAUGGGGAGAAUCACAACUACAUCGUGGUGGAGUUCGCUGAGGUGGAAGAAGCCCAGGCUGCAAUUCGUGCCAGUGGUUUUAUCCGGGAAGCUCAAGUGAUUCCCGUCCAAUCAUCCUUCCUCUACUUUGGCAAAGGAGCACCCAGAAAACCCACCCAAGGAGCCAAACUGACUACGGUGAAUGGUGCUAAUGUAGCAUCCAAUGAGGAACUUAACGGAUGGCUUCAGGUCGCCACCAGUAUUGAUGAUCAGCUGAAAAUUCUCUACAAUGCCACAAAAUUGAACGAUUUGGGCACGCGAAUGCGCUUCCUGGCGGCUCAGCAGAUUGAGAACGCCCUCUCGGGAAUGUUCCCAUUUGCCAGAGCAUUGCCCUUCGGCUCUUCUGUCAAUGGAUUUGGCAAACUAGGCUCCGAUCUUGAUCUCAUCCUUGAGCUAGACGAUACCAAGCGUUCCAGUACUGCCUCUCGCCUCAUCUUUCACUCCAAGGAACUCACGGAUGCGCGUCAUCAAGUGCAAAAGUGCAUGGAAAGGAUUGGCGAUGUUGUGGAACUCUUCCUACCGGGAAUUUCAAAUGUUCGCCGAAUAUUGCGAGCAAGAAUUCCUAUUGUAAAAUACAAGCACGAGUUCUUGGACCUGGAAGUGGAUCUCUCCAUGUCCAACACGAGUGGCCUGUACAUGUCGGAGCUGCUCUACCUCUACGGAGAGCUGGAUGAGAGAGUAAGACCGUUGGUGUUUGCCAUUAAACGAUGGGCUCACACUGUGUCUCUGACCAAUUGGACUGCCGGACGAUGGAUCACAAAUUUCUCCCUUACGGCGCUCGUGGUGUUCUUCUUACAGCAGUUGAAGAAGCCCAUAUUGCCCUCGAUAAACCACUUAAUAGUCAAAGCCUCUCCUGAAGACACCAGGGUGACUAUUGAUGGAAUCAAUUGCACAUUCGCGAGAGAUCUGCAGAGGAUCAACUUCAAGAGAACCAAUGAGGACAGUCUAGGCGGCCUGUUACUGCAAUUCUUCGAAUUUUACUCCGACUUUGACUUUGCGAAUCGAGCUAUAAAUCUUAAUGAGGCCAGGCAGACGCUCAAACCGGACUUCUCGCCUAUGUACAUAGUCAAUCCCUUCGAGAUUAAUCUGAAUGUGAGCAAAAACGUGAGUCUGGAAGAGGUGGAGCGCUUCAGGAUGGAAAGCCGGGAGGCAGCAUGGAUUCUAGAAUCGCUGGUAGAGCAGAACAGUGUCACAGCUUGGGGCCUGUUGUCCCUCCUCCUCAAGGGACCAGCAACAGUUGCUCGACGGCCAAUGCUGGAUGUUCGCAAGCUGUUCGACAACAUGGAACCACCAGCAGUAUCGCAUGAAGAAGAAGAGGAAGAGGAAGAGGAGGAGGAAGAAGAAGUUUCUGGCCGAAACUCCAAGAGGAGAUUGACGAAGGCUAAGCGGAAGACUGACGUCCUCGAGACAAGGUAGCUGGAGCGUAAAAUUACUAGUUUUGAGCAGGAAUAAAACGUUUUUAUUC